Molecule: messenger RNA, 4071 nt
Organism: Ahaetulla prasina
Lineage: Eukaryota; Metazoa; Chordata; Lepidosauria; Squamata; Colubridae
Gene: RAD18
Product: RAD18 E3 ubiquitin protein ligase
Exons: 13
Coding region: 92-1549 (485 amino acids)
Biological process (GO): protein monoubiquitination; DNA damage tolerance
Cellular component (GO): Rad6-Rad18 complex; nucleus
Molecular function (GO): ubiquitin protein ligase activity; single-stranded DNA binding
Source: RefSeq, a predicted model, not a curated record
CCUCCAGGACGCUGAAAGACAGACCGCGCGGGUGAUUUCGAGUCCGGCGGGGCGGGAGAAAUAAAAGUUUGGGUAGUUGUAGCUGAACGUGAUGUCUUUCCCGGUGACUGAAUUGCGAUGGCCCAAGCACCUUCUCCCGCUGGAAGAAGUUGAUAACUUGUUGCGUUGUGGGAUAUGCUUUGAUUACUUCAACACCGCGAUGAUAAUUCCACAGUGUUCACAUAAUUAUUGUUCUCUCUGUAUUCGCAAGUCGCUGUCCUAUAAACCUCAGUGCCCUAUAUGCUGUAUGGUAGCGACAGGACCUGACUUGAAAAAUAACCGGAUAUUAGAUGAGCUGGUACAGAACUUUAUUUCUGCAAGACAGCGGCUAUUCCAGGCAGUUUUGGAUUCUCCAUCAAUUUCUUCUCAAGCUCUGUUACCUAAGAAAACUUCUCUCCAAGGUCACAUUUUGAACUCUCCAGAUGGAUUGUUUUUAAAACAGAAAAAGCAAUGUGCAGAUACCUUUCCAGUCAACGAAAAUAGACAUUUAAAAUCAGCUGACAAAGACAAAAAUAUUAAAAUAAAAGAAGAGGAGAACCCCUGUAGCUCAGAAGAAAGUUAUGAGGCAGGUGGUAAAGAAGUAGCAAAUACAGCUCCCACUGGAAGCAUCAGAAACUCUGAAAUGCCUUCUACAUCUGCAACAAAAUUUGUCACAAAAGUGGAGUGUCCUGUCUGUGGGGUUCCUGUUCAAGAACUACAUAUAAAUAACCACCUUGAUAGUUGCCUGACAAGAGAUGAGAAGAAAGACAGUCUCCGAAGUUCUGGACAAAAAAGAAAAUUAUUGCCGAAACUGGUUUACAGUUUGCUUUCUGACCGUGACUUGAGGAAAAGACUGAAAGAACAUGGAUUGUCUACCCAGGGAACAAAACAACAGCUUAUUAAAAGACACCAAGAAUUUGUGCACAUGUAUAAUUCAGAGUGUGAUUCUCUAAAUCCUAAAUCAGUUGCGGAAAUAGUAAAAGAAUUGGAAAAUAUUGAAAAGACUCAAGCACAACUUGAUGCCACUAAACCCAAAGAAGAUAGUAUGAUAUUUACAAAGCACCAGACAGAGAAUGAAAUAGAUGAAAUUCAUAAAGAUUAUCGAAAGAAACACAAAGCUGAAUUUCAGCUUUUAAUUGACCAAAUGAAAAAGCGAAAGAAAAAUGCAAGCAAAGAACAGAUAAAGGAAGAAAAACCAGAGCAGAAAGAAGAAAAACCAGACCAGAACGAAGCAACUACUGAAAGUGGAGAAAAAUUAAGGGUUCAAGAACAAAGUGAUCGGGCCUCUGUCAGCAAUCGGUCCCCCGAAACAGAAGCUGCAGCCUGGGAAGAAAACCUCUCUCUUUUUGCUGCCUGUGAGUCCUCUGCAUCUUCAAACAGCUCAAGUUCGGACAUCAUAAGAGAUUUAGAAAUUGCUGGGAUGUGUUCAAACUCAUCAGAUAAAAAAAGAAGUGUGAAAGCAACUAAACAAAAAUCACAACAUUCUAGGAGCACCUCACCAAUAUCCAAGAGUAAGCGAAGAAGGAAGUAGCAGACAUGCUACUGUUACAAAAAUUUCCAAAAUGGCUUUACUUCUAAAAAUUUAGAAGCAUAUCUAGUCUCAAGUUCCAUUCCCAGCAACGAACAUUGCUUUACAAUAACUCUACUUUUCCUGUUAAUAGCUAUAUAUUUAAGUGGCAAGAAAGUACUGUAUUACAUUCAGAACGUAAGCUUUUAGAAUAGAUGCUGUUUUACUAGAUCAACCUUGUCUUAACUGUAUGUACAGUGGACUGCAAUUACUAUCAUCUUCAGAGAUGCUCCUAGGACACCAUUUAAUUCAGAUUAUUUAAUUUGAAAAAAGUUGAUUCAGGUAAUUUUCAUUCUUUUCCUUUACCUCCCUUUUUAGCACUUGUGAAUAUGUUUGAAUCAUUAUUCUGGAUAUUUUUUAUAGCCUGAGUUGGACCAUGGUUUAUUCUUUUAUACAGUAACAAAAAAAUUAAGAAAUAUUGUAUGUAUGUAAAAAAAAUGAAAACUUGGUAUUUGCUCUGAGAGUAUUGCUUUUUCAACUGUCUUCCUCUUUAUUCAUUUAUUAUUUGACAUCUAUAUUCCUAGUACAAGAUUCUGUAUUUGUUUAACAAUUAGAAUUUCUAGACUAAAAGAAAUUCAGACAAAUGAAAUUAAUUCCAGAAUGAAUAUUUUCAUCUGCCAUUUCUUGAUAAAAAUGAUUUCAAGAUCAUGCUACAUGAGAUUAUAAUUACGUACUGAUAUUUUGCCAAACCUAAAUAAGUUAGCAACCUGGCUAACAAAAAGUCCACUCCUAUGCAUCCAUUUAGAUUGCAGACCUGGAAAUCAUUUCAUUACGAAAUUAAUUUUGUUAAUGAGAAGAGAAGAGAAGAGAAGAGAAGAGAAGAGAAGAGAAGAGAGAAUUUAUUGGUCAAGUGUGAUUGGACACACAAGGAAUUUGUCUUGGUGCAUAUGCUCUCAGUGUACAUAAAAGAAAAGAUACCUCCAUCAAACUACAACAUUUACAACACAAAUGAUGGUCAUAGGGUACAAUUUAACAUUUAAUGAUACAACACUUAAUGAUAAUCACAGGGCACAAAUAAGCAAUCAGGAACAAUCAAUAUCAAUAUAAAUCGUAAGAAUUACCAGCAACAAAGUUACAGUCAUACAGUCAUAAGUGGAAAGAGAUUGAUGAUGGGAACUAUGAGAAGAUUAAUAGUGCAGAUUUAGUAAAUAGUUUGACAGUGUUGAGGGAAUUAUUUGUUUAGCAGAGUGAUGGCCUUCGGGAAAAACUGUUCUUGUGUCUAGUUGUUCUAUUGUGCAGUGCUCUAUAGAGUCGUUUUGAGGGUAGGAGUUGAAACAGUUUAUGUCCAGGAUGUGAGGGAACUGCCCAACACCUUCACUGUUGAAAAAAUAAAAAAGGGUCUAUUUUCCAUUUCCCCCACCACAUCCUCCAAAUGGAGUAUUGGGGGGGAUUCUAGAACAGAUGUGGGGGGAAAUUUAAUAAGAAAUUUAAGAGGGAGGGCAGGAAAUUAGGAUCUUGUUACACAGGACAUCUCCUUGCGCAACUUUGGAUUUCUUUCUCAGGUUAAUGUGUUCUAUAGUCUAGCCUUUAUUGUACAUCAUGUAUACAACAAAAUUGGUUAUUUCUUUAAAAAUUCAGUCCUGUGAUGCAUGGCUACAUAAGCUAUAUAACAAACUCUGCUUCUAUCACUCUUCGUUUGCAGGAGUAUACUGUUGAGACUACUACUAAUGCUAAAUAUUUUUCUAUUCAUAUAUACAUACACACACGUGCACACAAACAAACGUGUAAUUCAAUAUUGAACAUAGUUUAUAUAUAACUAUGCAUGCUAUAUGAUGAGGGCUUUCUAAUCCCAAAUCAUAACAAUUAAAAAAAAAAUUAAAGGUAUUAUCUUCCAAAAAGUGCUACUUCUGCCUUUUGGGGAUUUCUUCUAAAUCUGGAAACAUAGCUGCUUCAUCUCGGAAAAUGAAUUUGAGAUAAUGGGCGAGGAACAUACUCACUGCUUCUAACAUUUAUCCUAUAUUUAUUUCCUUGAAUAAAGGAAUGCCGUAUGUCUGCCUUCUUUCUCUUUUCUUCCAGCUCCAAAGAAACGGGAGAAAGUAGAGGCUGCCCUUGGGUUAACAGAUAAAGCUACAGCUUGGAUAUGAAAUAAGGAGGCAUUGUGUUCAGCCUCUAUUCCCCAUGAAUGGGCUGAACUCAAAGUGCCCCUUCAUCACAGAAGGAAACUUCCAGCUUGGCUGUGAAGUGAAAGGUAGAACGGGUAUGUUGAUUCUGCCUGUGUGUCCACCGGUGGUUCCGAAUGUAGAAUCACACAAUCAGACGAAGAGACCUUCAUCGCUUUAGCAUCUCAAUGUAAGUCCAAGCCAAAGCAGGAAGGUGGAGGUUGGGUUUGCUUCAAGCUUCAGAACUGAGUCCAGGGUGCGCUUUUUAACCAUGGCAAGUUGAAUGACAUUAUCAAUGCCUAUUUAAAUUUGUUCAAAGAUUUAGCAUAUAUAUUAACACCAGUUAUUUAAACACACACACACACACACACACACAAACAUGUUAUA